Molecule: messenger RNA, 1727 nt
Organism: Hibiscus syriacus
Lineage: Eukaryota; Viridiplantae; Streptophyta; Magnoliopsida; Malvales; Malvaceae
Product: cytochrome P450 704C1-like
Exons: 6
Coding region: 66-1586 (506 amino acids)
Molecular function (GO): monooxygenase activity; heme binding; iron ion binding
Source: RefSeq, a predicted model, not a curated record
AUAAAAUGAAAACAUUUACGAAAACUCGUCACAUUUUCUGAGCUGCUAAACAGAAUCUCCUCUCCAUGGAUUUCUCCAACUCAUUUACCUUCACAGCUUUGCUGCUGCUGCUGCUCCUCUCCCUGAUCUCCGUCAAGUUCUUCACUUCAAAACUGAGUCAAAAUGGGAGAAACAUCAAAUACCAUCCUGUUGCAGGCACAUUCAUUAAUCAGCUCCUCAACUUCAAUAGAUUGCAUCAUUAUAUGACUGAUCUUGCGGCCAAAUAUCGGACCUACCGACUGCUUACACCCUUUCGGAGUGAGAUUUAUACCUCGGAACCUGUCAACGUUGAAUAUAUGCUAAAAACGAAUUUCGAUAACUAUGGAAAGGGUCAUUAUAAUCACAGCUUACUAAGGGAUUUAUUAGGUGAUGGAAUCUUCACAGUGGAUGGGGAUAAAUGGCGUCAACAGAGGAAGGUAUCAAGCUAUGAGUUCUCAACUAGGGUCCUGAGAGAUUUCAGCAGUGUUGUCUUUAGGGAAAAUGUGGCACGACUUGGAAAUAGAGUGUCCGAGGCGGCAAAUUCCAAUGAGACAAUGGAUAUUCAAGAUUUGUUUAUGAAAUCGACUUUAGAUUCGAUAUUCAAAGUUGCAUUUGGAGUUGAACUAGACAGCAUGUGUGGAUCAAAUGUGGAAGGCAAGGAGUUUGCAGCUGCUUUUGAUGAUUCCAGUGCUUUAACCCUUUUUCGUUAUGUCGACAUCUUCUGGAGGAUCAAGAGAUUUCUGAACAUUGGAUCUGAAGCUGCACUGAAGAAAAAUGUGAAAGUGGUUGAUGAUUUUGUAUACAAGCUGAUAAAUAACAAGAUUGAACAAUUGCGUGACGCGAAAGAUGAUUCCGCAAUGAAAAAGGAAGACAUUUUAACUAGGUUUCUCCAAGUGUCUGACACAAAUCCAACGUACUUGCGAGAUAUAAUUCUCAACUUCGUAAUUGCCGGCAAAGACACAACAGCAGCCACUCUGUCGUGGUUUAUAUACAUGCUUUGCAAACAUCCUGAUGUUCAAGAAAAAGUUGCUGCAGAAGUGAAGGAAGCGACUAAAUCAAUGGAGGUUGAAGAUAUUGCCAAAUUUGCCACUAGCCUGAGCGAAGAGUCUUUAGAAGAGAUGCUUUAUCUUCAUGCAGCUAUAAAUGAAACGAAAUCGAUUUGCAAACCACUUCAAUUGCAGGAUGCAAAGGUAUGUUUGUCCGAUGAUACUCUACCGGACGGAUUCAGUGUGAGGAAAGGGGAUAUGAUUGCUUAUCAACCUUAUGCAAUGGGUAGAAUGAAGUUCAUUUGGGGUGAUGACGCAGAAGAAUACAGACCGGAGAGAUGGCUUGACGAGAAUGGCAUGUUCCGAUCAGAAAGCCCUUUCAAGUUUUCAGCUUUCCAGGCAGGACCUCGAAUUUGUCUGGGUAGAGAGUUUGCUUAUAGGCAGAUGAAGAUCUUUUCAGCUGUUCUUCUCCGCUACUUUGUGUUUAAAUUGAGUGAUGAAAAUAGAACUGUCACGUACAGGACAAUGAUAAAUCUUCAUGUAGAUGGGGGCCUUCAUGUUCGUGCGUUUCAUCGAACUUAAAAACUGGACUCGAUUCGUUGAAAUGGACAAUUGCACGCUUUAAAUAUAUCUGUACUAUGUGAAACCCGAACCAUCCCUUUGUGUAAAGAAGAUGAGAUCGGAAAUUGCUAAAUAAAUGAAACUAUGUUGUUUAGGCAAGAA